AUGCAGAGCGGUGAUGGAGAGGAAGAGGAACAGGCUUCGGCCACCCCCAUGCCACUGCGCGACACGUCGUCAUCUUCGACCAGCACAGGAGGUGAUCGCCCUGCCGCACCAGUGAACCUUCCAGCUUUGGUCCCCGACGAGCCAGAGAGCGAACCAGUGGAGCUCAUCAGGUUUCGCGAACAAUGGAGGACUGAGCUGAAGCGAGAGCAGAACGACGCUGCACCUGAAUUUGCAUCAGCAGUCUCAGCAGGGCGUGCAGGGAAGCAGGCCGGCCCUGGUGAGAAGCCGAGGGCGGCAGUAGAAGAGUGGAAGAGGCAGAGAGAUCUCGACAGCAGGAACGUCCUUCUUAUCUCGCGAGAGAACACCGAGCCUCUGCCUUUCGCCGUCUCCGCCGACGAGCCGCUCACGAUCCAGGCCUUUGCUACCGUGGAGACACUGCACAUUGGGUCCAUUCCAGACGAGGUGUUGAUUUACUUGUUCGGCUUCCUGGACGCGGUCUCGCUCGCGCGCUUGGCUCUCUCCUGUAAGAAGACCUACAGCGUGACUAGAGAGCCGGUGCUGUGGCGCCUCCUCUGCCAGCGAAUUUGGCCUCUUAACUGCACGCGAGGUGUCUACCAGCAGUUUGGCACCUGGCAGCGCAUGUUCUUGACGAGGCCCAAGGCAAGAUACGACGGCAUCUACGUCAGCAAGAAUUCCUAUCUGCGAGCAGGAAGCACAGAGUGGGCGUACAAUCAGCCCGUGCACCAGGUGAUCUACUAG
This is a messenger RNA of Acanthamoeba castellanii str. Neff, 759 nucleotides long. RefSeq names its product Fbox domain containing protein. Gene Ontology annotation, cellular component: SCF ubiquitin ligase complex. NCBI's taxonomy places the organism in Eukaryota, Discosea, Longamoebia, Acanthamoebidae. The transcript is spliced from 5 exons. Bases 1 to 759 code for a protein of 252 amino acids. Gene Ontology annotation, biological process: SCF-dependent proteasomal ubiquitin-dependent protein catabolic process. Gene Ontology annotation, molecular function: protein binding. The record is from RefSeq and is a predicted model, not a curated record.